UACACUCUAUCCGUAGUUUCGUACAGCCAGUCAUGGCAGUCGAACUCUACGGCCCAUGCAGAGUACAUCUCCACGCUCUUAUUCUCUUUGCCUUUUUGCCUCGUCCCUCUUUCUCCACCUUCGCAAGUAGCCUAAAUUCUGUGAUGGGGGAGACAACCAGAGAUGCAUCUCCCAGCAAAUCACGCGCCAUGUUCGUUGCAAGGAGCGGUCCACAUUUCGGCGAUGGAAACCGCAACGAGGAUAGCCACAGCUCGGGGAGCCGUUCGUCCUAGCAAGCAUACGGAUACUUUAUUCUUGCUCCGCUCUGAGUUCCCUGGGGCACCU
This is a messenger RNA of Colletotrichum phormii, 324 nucleotides long. RefSeq lists its product as uncharacterized. The transcript has a single exon. Bases 33 to 272 code for a protein of 79 amino acids. Lineage: Eukaryota; Fungi; Ascomycota; Sordariomycetes; Glomerellales; Glomerellaceae. The record is from RefSeq and is a predicted model, not a curated record.